AAACAGCUGUUAAACAUGUUAAAUGUAACAGAAAGUUUAAUCGGUUCAAAAUAAUUUCCUGUUUCAGAAAUAAUGUCGUCUGACUGAAGAUUGUAACCUUUGGAGGCAAAACAUCUUCUUAUUUUUAUAUUUGAAUAAAUAUCUGUCAAUCGAGAUAAUUUCGAACAAAUUUUUCGCGGUAAUCAAACUAAGGUAUAUUCUUAAUAGUCAUGUUGAAUGUCGGAUGACAAAAAAUGUAAUACACGCAUAUUUAGGACGAAAACAUAAACAACAAGUCGAGUUAUGCAAGCAAUGCAAGUGGAAAGUGAGUAUGGCAUAUUAAGUAAGAAUGGCAUCAAAUUUUACAAACGGAACUUUUACAAGUUUGAGAGAAAUAGAAUACCAUCACUUUCUGGACAAAGGGAUACCAGCUACAAUAUUAUUGCUAUUUAUGUCAAUCGUAGGAACAAUUGGCAAUAUACACACAGUCUUAGUAUAUAAGUUAUCGCCUGUCAUGGCAAAAUAUUCCGUUCGAGUUUUUAUCAUUUGGCUUUCCCUUGUUGAUCUUACAGCAUGUUUGUUUUGUAUGCCUUUUGAGAUUUUUGAUAUCCGAUACAACUACACAUUUUCAUCUGUCGGUGCUUGUAAAUUCUUUAGAUUUCUAAAUCACAUUGUAACAGUGGCCUCCGGCUGUUUAUUGACUUCAAUUGCUAUUGAAAGAUAUAAGAUAGUUGUCAAAAACUUGCCCGUAUUAUUUGCUAAUUCACAAAGGUCGAAUGUCAUAUCUGCCAGUCUGAUAGGAUUAUCCACGAUAUUGUCAAUUCCUGCAGUUAUAUUUUAUGGUCUGAACGAAAAAGAAACAUACAUUUUUGGCCUGACCGGCAAGAAUUGUGAAAUUUUAACAAAGUAUCAGUGUACACUUAAUGUAGGAGUUUAUUACAUUAUAUUAGUAAUCAUAGGUUCAGCUGGCGUUGUCAUGUGCAUCGUUUCAUAUGGAAGAAUACUGUUUAAAAUUUGUAUUCGGAAAGAUUGGAGGGAAUCAUUAGGGAAGAAACCAGAUUCGUCUUCCAAUUUACAUUCGCAGACCACCCAGGUAAUAUCUACUAUUCAAAAUGGGGAGGAAAAAAUAAAUAAAGUGCACAUUGAACUUUCUAACAGUGAAAAGAAAAAGGCUACUCAUUCAACACACAAUCUUGGAAAUACGAUUCGACUAACAAUAAGCCUCAUGAUGGCAACCGCUAUUUCCUAUAUAGGAUAUAUGUUGUAUGUUUUCACAUUAAUGAUCAAAAUGCUAAAUCCUAAAAUGUAUCAAAAUAUUGUCCGACCAGUAUCCAACAUUCUAGUGCGCGGAUAUUUUGUCAACAAUGCAGCCAAUCCUAUCGUAUUUUGUCUUUUUGAUAGAACUUUUCGACAGGAAUGCUUGAAAUUGUAUGGAAAAUUUUUUUUUAAGAAAAAUAUCUCGACAGCAUAACACUGAUUCAACUUUCUUUCAAACACAACUUAAUAAAACGUUUAUAAAUACAUUUCUUUAUGAGAGAGUGGCGAAAAGCGAACAAUAUUUCCAAAAUGGAGGAUGUGCGACUCUCAUUGCUUGAACUUUUAUGUAUGCUUAUUUGUAUUGCAUGUUCAAUAUUCACAUCUUACAGCUACGAAUAAAACAAAAUGUGAGGAAGACAGCGCAAUCAAAUAGUACAAACUGGGUAAAUUCGCCAUCUGAAGGUUAACUCAUGCCUUAAAAGAUUGACAAUCCCAUAUGUUGUUCAUGGGAGUCUGCUGUAACAAAUGGAUGAAGUAUUAUUGUAACAUAUAUAAGUAUAGGGAAAGUGUUUUGAGUUAAUACUUACAUGUAUAUGCCCGUGUCUGAAAAUGUAUUAAAAAAUAUCAAACUCUGAGGUAAACUCAAAAGGGGGAAGUCAAUAAAACAUGACAAAACUA
Mytilus californianus (California mussel) is the source of this 1914-nucleotide messenger RNA. RefSeq names its product cholecystokinin receptor type A-like. The transcript has 2 exons. Bases 329 to 1450 code for a protein of 373 amino acids. NCBI's taxonomy places the organism in Eukaryota, Metazoa, Mollusca, Bivalvia, Mytilida, Mytilidae. Gene Ontology annotation, molecular function: G protein-coupled peptide receptor activity. Gene Ontology annotation, cellular component: membrane. The record is from RefSeq and is a predicted model, not a curated record. Gene Ontology annotation, biological process: neuropeptide signaling pathway.